UCAGCCCCAGCCCCGCGGGGGCCGCGCCUCCUCGGCUCCAGGGCCGGCCGGCCGGCCGGACGGGCGGGCGGGCGAGCAAAGCAGCCUGGCCGGCGUGGUCUGCAGCGCGCCCCGCGUCCCAUGGAUAUAGCAACAGGUCCCGAGUCGCUGGAGAGGUGCUUCCCUCGCGGGCAGACGGACUGCGCCAAGAUGCUGGACGGCAUCAAGAUGGAAGAGCACGCGCUGCGCCCCGGACCUGCCACCCUGGGGGUGCUGCUCGGCUCGGACUGCCCGCAUCCCGCCGUGUGCGAGGGCUGCCAGAGGCCCAUCUCCGACCGCUUCCUAAUGCGAGUCAACGAAUCGUCCUGGCACGAGGAGUGUCUGCAGUGCGCGGCGUGUCAGCAAGCCCUCACCACCAGCUGCUACUUCCGGGAUCGGAAACUCUACUGCAAACAAGACUACCAACAGCUCUUCGCAGCCAAGUGCAGUGGCUGCAUGGAGAAGAUCGCCCCCACGGAGUUUGUGAUGCGGGCGCUGGAGUGCGUGUACCACCUGGGCUGCUUCUGCUGCUGCGUGUGCGAGCGGCAGCUGCGCAAGGGUGACGAGUUUGUGCUGAAGGAGGGCCAGCUGCUGUGCAAGGGAGACUACGAGAAGGAGAAGGAUCUGCUCAGCUCUGUGAGCCCCGACGAAUCCGACUCUGUGAAGAGUGAGGAUGAGGACGGGGAUAUGAAGCCGGCCAAGGGACAGGGCGGCCAGAGCAAGGGCAGCGGAGAUGACGGCAAGGAUCCCCGGAGGCCCAAGCGACCGCGAACCAUCCUGACCACGCAGCAGCGAAGGGCCUUCAAGGCCUCCUUUGAGGUGUCCUCGAAGCCCUGCCGGAAGGUCCGAGAGACCCUGGCGGCUGAGACGGGCCUCAGCGUGCGCGUGGUGCAGGUCUGGUUUCAGAACCAAAGAGCCAAGAUGAAGAAGCUGGCGCGGCGGCACCAGCAGCAGCAGGAGCAACAGAACUCUCAGCGGCUGGGCCAAGAGGUGCUGUCCAGCCGCAUGGAAGGCAUGAUGGCCUCCUACACGCCACUGGCCCCGCCGCAGCAGCAGAUCGUGGCCAUGGAGCAGAGCCCCUACGGUAGCAGCGAUCCCUUCCAGCAAGGCCUCACGCCGCCCCAAAUGCCAGGGAGCGACUCCAUCUUCCAUGACAUCGACAGUGAUACCUCCUUAACCAGCCUCAGCGACUGCUUCCUGGGCUCCUCCGACGUGGGCUCCCUGCAGGCACGUGUGGGGAACCCCAUCGACCGGCUCUACUCCAUGCAGAGUUCCUACUUCGCCUCCUGAGAGCCGGCCAGGGCGCAAGGACGCUUGGGCCCAGGGGCUAGGGGCCUGCCCCCGGCCCCACUGCCCGGAAGGACUUCACAGACAGCCAUAUGGUGCCCUGCCCACGGCCAGCGUGCCCGUGGGGCCGGACCAGAUGGGCAGCUGGGUGUGGCCUGAGCAGGGGCUGUGACCUGCCCACAGGGACCCAGAGGUCUCGCACAGCUACCCUCUCGUGUCCUGGCCCCAGCUCGGCCCUGUUGCCUCUUCCCUCCCCGUCUCUUUUUUGGGAAGCUUAAAUUCUCUCUAUUUUUUUAAAUGUCCUCACUGUGUCCAGCAAACCCACCUCUCCUCCCCCCCACACUCCAGGAUGAUGUCAACAUUGGGGCAUGGUGCCUGGGACCCAAGAAGCAAGUGCACCUGUGUUCUGCGCUCAUGCCCACCCUCCUGGCAGUCAGGGCAGGGGCAGCCUCGGGUGGCAGAGGAGGGAGAGGUUCCCAGCUGCUCCCGGAUUACCCCUGCCAGUCUGAGCCUGGGGCAGUCAGCAGUGGGUGCCUGGCUCACCGUACUUUGCCAGAAACGGGGUGACGAGCGGCUCAGGAUGUGUGUGGAGGGAGCCCAGGCAGACCCAGAGGGACAGAUGCACCUGA
Molecule: messenger RNA, 1934 nt
Organism: Ochotona princeps (American pika)
Lineage: Eukaryota; Metazoa; Chordata; Mammalia; Lagomorpha; Ochotonidae
Gene: LMX1B
Product: LIM homeobox transcription factor 1 beta
Exons: 8
Coding region: 121-1308 (395 amino acids)
Biological process (GO): neuron differentiation; regulation of transcription by RNA polymerase II
Cellular component (GO): nucleus
Molecular function (GO): RNA polymerase II transcription regulatory region sequence-specific DNA binding; DNA-binding transcription factor activity, RNA polymerase II-specific
Source: RefSeq, a predicted model, not a curated record